This is a messenger RNA of Panonychus citri (citrus red mite), 2958 nucleotides long. Its product is annotated as Bardet-Biedl syndrome 2 protein homolog. The record is from RefSeq and is a predicted model, not a curated record. Gene Ontology annotation, molecular function: protein binding. Gene Ontology annotation, biological process: non-motile cilium assembly. NCBI's taxonomy places the organism in Eukaryota, Metazoa, Arthropoda, Arachnida, Trombidiformes, Tetranychidae. The transcript is spliced from 8 exons. Bases 334 to 2520 code for a protein of 728 amino acids. Gene Ontology annotation, cellular component: motile cilium; neuron projection; BBSome.
AAGAUACAAUUUCUUGUUAACCAAAAUGUAACCGAAAGAUACAAAUUAACUUUACUUAAAUCAUUUGUUUCCAAUUAAAUGAGUUGAUAAUUUUUGAUUAAUUUACCAACAAAGUACAAAAUGUAACAAUUAAAAAGAUGUAAAUCCAAGAUAAUAAAACAAUUAAUUCAAUUGCGAGAAAUCAAUGAUUGUCUCCAUGUUUAUAUUUCUAUUAGCUGAAAGUAUUAACCUUAGCAACGGUUAAUUUUGAUAAACAAACCAAAGGAAAAUAGUGAAUUUAAUCAAUUUAGCUAAUAAAAUUUAUGAAUAAAUUGUUGACAAUUAACUUGUAGAAUGUUGAAAACUGUGUUUACAAUUAAUUUAGAUGAGAAAAUUCAACCAGGACAAGUAGCAAUCGGUAAAUUUGAUGGUAUUAAUCCUUGUGUUGUCGCUGUAACAACAAGUGAUAAGGUUCUUUUACACAAUCCACUCCGUCGUUCUCAACAAUCAAGUGAAAGAAAUUGGAAUCAACCAUCAGCAGGAAUCGAUGUUUCCUUUCUCAAUGUUAAUCAAACGAUAAGAUCGAUCGCCGUUGGUUGUCUUAAGGUCAAUUCUGAGGCCGAUGUUUUAAUUCUCGGAACACCAACUAGUAUAUUAACUUACGAUGUCAUCAAUAAUGUUGACAUUUUCUAUCGCGAGAUACCUGACGGUGCUAAUGCCUUGGUGGUUGGACACAUAGGGUCAAUCGAAAGCCCUCUGGCAAUUGCUGGAGGUAAUUGUGCAAUCCAAGGGUUUGAUUAUGAAGGAAAUGACUGUUAUUGGACAGUCACUGGAGAUAAUAUUACCACCCUGGCUCUUUGGGAUAUCGAUGGUGAUAAUCACAAUGAGCUAAUUGUUGGAUCGGAAGAUUAUGAUAUCAGAAUUUUCAAAGAGGAAUCAAUUUUCCUUGAGAUGUCGGAAACGGAUUCGGUUAAAUGUGUUUGCCCUUUAAUGGGUGGAUGCUUUGCUUAUGCUUUGGUCAAUGGGACGGUUGGUGUUUACUCAAAAAAGGAAAGACUUUGGAGAAUCAAAUCAAAAAAUCAAGCAAUUUGCAUCUAUGGAUUUGAUAUCAACAAUGAUGGUCGACCAGAGUUAAUCACUGGCUGGUCAAGUGGUAAAAUAGAUGCUCGUAAUAUGGAAACGGGUGAGGUCAUUUUCAAGGAUAAUCUAAGCUCAUCAAUUGCCGCAAUUUUAUCCGCUGAUUAUAACCUUGAUGGUCUAAUUGAAUUGAUUGUUGUGAGUAUAUCCGGUGAGAUUAAGGGUUACCAGGCUAAUUUAGGUACCGAGAGACCUCAACCCUUACUUGAUUUAACUUAUGAACAAGAAACAAUUAGAGAUUUAAUGAAACGCAAGCAAAAUUUGCUUCUCGAACUGAGAAAUUACGAGUCAAAUGUUCAAUUUAGUACAACAGCCGACACAACGAUUCAUGGUAAAGCCUCAACGGAAGAUGAUCAAUAUGGUGCAAUUCCAGCCGAUACACAAUUGAAAUCAGCAUUAAUCCUCAACAUUGAAGAUAGUAAGCCUUCAGUUGAUUUGACACUUCAAACAACCAACGAAACAAUUAUUCGAAUGGUGGUCAUUUUCGCCGAGGGAAUUUUCAAAGGAGAAAGUCAUGUUGUCCAUCCUUUAGAAUCAGAGGUUUCGGGUACACUUAAUAUCCCGUUAAGGCCACCAAAAGAUAUUCCAAUUGAUUUACACAUUAAAUCAAUCGUCGGCUAUAAGGGAAGUUACCAUUUCCAUGUAUUCGAGUUGAGUCGGCAUCUUCCCCGUUUCUCAAUGUACGCGCUCAGAAAAAAUGUUAAUCUUCCAGAAUCAAGUAAACCUCGAGGUUGGGUUAACUUCACAAUAAUGGAUAAAGUUGGUAAAAUUUGCCUUUGGUUGAAUCGUAAUUUCCUUUUGGUUGAAGAGUUCGAAUACCUUGAAAGUCUUGAUAUAACAUUUACCUCACUUCGUGAUAAUAAAUUGUUGAUCUUUGAGAUGGACGGAAAAACGGGAAGUUUCACCAUACGAACAAACUCACUGGAAGUUGCCGGUGAAAUUGUACAAUCGUUGGCAGUUGAUUAUCUUAAUUUAGCUGAUUUAAAAUCGACUGUUGAUUUCCCUGAAGAUAUUGAUAAUCUUAAAAAGUUGAUUAACAAAGUUGAAGAGAUGCAAUCGGUUCGAGCUUCGAUUGAUGCUGAUAUUGCAGAGAAUUCGGUUGCAGUUCGUUCAUUAGUAGUUCGAUCUGAAGAUGCUCGACUUCUUGGAGAAUGGAAAAUGGUCAAGCAGCUUUACAUGGACCUUAAUGUACUCAAUCGUGAAUUGAUUCAUGAAUAUCAAAUACGAAGUCGAAAUCAUAAAGAUUUAGUUGAUAGUUUGAAACAAAUUAAUAUAAUUAUCCAAAAGGCAGCAAAUUUAAGGGUUGGCCCAUCAAAGACCAAGAUUGUUCAAUUAUGUCGAUUGGCAAUUAAGGAUAACAAUUUAAAUUCAUUGGCAAGAAUCAUUUGUCGAGGGGAGGCCUGAUUAAUGAAUAGAGAAACUGAGUGAGAGAGAGAAAGAUAAUCAAAUCAAACUAAUCAAUUAUUAAUUACCACACAUAAUAUCAUCUAAUUUAUGAUAUGUUAACAGAAACAGUGAUGAUAAUCAAAUAAUUUACCAUAAAUGAGUGAAAAAUGAUCAUUAAAUUAGUGAUUUAAAUGGUAUGUUAACAGAAAAAUUGACCAACAAUCAAUGAGCAUCAACAAUUAAACAUUGACAACAAUCAGGAUAUUUCAUUUUUCCUGAGUAAAUGAAAAAACAAUCAAUGAAAUUAAACGAGCACAAACUGUUAACCAUUUAAUUGUUACAGAAAAUAAAAAUUGAUUGGUUAAUGAUAUUCACCAACAAUCAAAUGUUUAUCAAUUAUCAUCAUUUGUGUAUUGCUAUUGAAACAAAAGCUAAAAGGUAAGUUUUGUUGUUAUG